GGAUAAGAACUUAUCUCUGGUUUACUUCACAUUAUGACCAGGCGGUCUUAUCUUCUGAGUCAAUUACAAGGUGUACGCUACCGUUGCCGUACACAUGACUAGAUAUCUAUUAUAGACAAGCAUCUCUCCCACCAAGCAGCAUACUACAAUCAUCAUGCCUACCACCAAGAAACGACCAAUCCUCCCCGACGAUUUCGUCGACACUGUCCUCGAGCGCGCGUUUAGAAUCACUCGAACAUCAUCAUAUGUCGCAGACAUGGUCUACCUCCGUCAGACUCUCUUGGAGCCACUCAUGAAUAUCCUUCGCGAGACGCCGGACGCGGUCCGGCAGAAAGAAAAGCAGAACGCGGUAAAACAAUUGAUUGAUCAAUUCAAGUAUCCAGAGUUCACAGAUGUGCUCAGCGGUGGCUUGUUCCCGGACAUCGCGUCGGUGACAACACACCUCAAGCUCCUCCGCGUCUUUCGCGACCUGCGCGCUGAGAUCAUGGCGCGCGACGGCAUGUUUGGCAUUACCGACGCCGAGUUUCCGAGUUCGACCAGCAGCAGCGAUAAUGAUGGCAGAUUGCUGCGGUGGCAGGUCUACGUCGCCUACGCGGUCGAGCGGUAUACAGAGUGGUUUAGAAGCCUGCCGAGUAGGGGGAUGAUUGGGAGGACACGGAUGUCGUUUGGAUUGCAUGGCGAAGGUGAGGCGUACGAGAUUACGGCGGAGAAUUUACCACCGAUUGAUGUCUUGAUGGUCCUGCACUCGCAUAUGCUGCAUCCGCGCGUGUACUGGCAGGACAUGAUGAGAUCGAAUCGAAUGGGCGUGUUUCGCUCUAUGAAGAUGCCGUGGGGUGCAUUGGAGUCGGUAAUUCAACAGCCUUCGACCCCAAACGGAGCAUGGAAAUACAACCCACCCGACCCUUCGCGCGAGUACUUUGAAGAAACCACAAUGCGAAUGUUUGAACUCGAAGACGGCAUUAACUCAAAGUGCGUUAUCUGCCCACAAUGCCCGUCCAUCAACUCUGUCGAGCUGUAUAACGAGUCCGGCACGGGCUGGGUGCAAUCCAAGUUUAAAACUACCUGCACAGAGUGUGGUUGCCUCCUCACGCGCGACGCGUUGACUACGGCUGCUUUGCUGGAUGACUGUAAGGCGUUCGAGGAAAGAGGUGUGCCUCUCAAGGGCGCUUUACUCGACUACCUAGGCGUGCAAUAUCCCGAAAAAGAACGAUACGCAACCCCCGGCUCUAUAAGCUCAGACGUAGCAGCCCUCUUCUCGCACAUCCCGCCUGGCGACGACUUUACCCUCGCGCAGACAAAGGUGCAGGAUGUCUUUCGCCUCCUGUACAAAAAAGCCAUUUCGCAAAAACAGCCGCGCACAAAGGAAUUCCGCGUGCUGUCGCACUAUGUCAAAAACUGCACGCCGUUCUGCAUCGAUCUCGAGCUGGCGGUGCUCAGACAGUGCGAGUUCGCAGACAAGAUGGUGAAGUACGCGUACCUGCACUCGCCGUUUCGGGAGAACGUGAUUGAGCAUGCGACCGUGCGGUUCCUAAAGUUCUUCUUCCUCGUGCGGUUUCGGCCGUAUACCUUUCUCGCGCCGCCGGUUGAUGGCGAUAUUGUCUGGCUCACGAUGCAACUUGAUCCGGCAGGCUACGCGGCCACAAGUCUGGCGUUCUUAGGCACGAUCUUGGAGCACGACGACGACGUGAGCGAUAACAGGCUGACAGACUCGCACUUUCUCUCCAAGCGCGAGUGGAGUCGGUACGCAAUCCCGGACUUCAAAUACGAUGGCUGCACCUGCGCAAUAUGCCAUGCCACACGCGAAUACGUCGCCGCCAAGCAAAAAACCGCAAAGCCUCCGUUCUCGGCCAAAUCCUCCCGCCGCGCGGCGCUCAUCGACCAAUUCUACGCGAUCGAAUGCGAAAAACGGAUGCUGGGCGGCGACACGCUCGUGCAGCGCCUCACGCACACGUCCUCUGUCGCUGAGCAAUCUAGUACACACACCGGACCGAAUUACGCGCACCCGUACUUUGCUGACCUUACUGCCCUGCCGGUACUAGAAACCAUGCCGCCCUCGUACGCAGCGGGUCUGCCGCCUGCGUACACCUCUUCCGGGCCAGCGGCGGCGGCGGCGGACGGUGUUGGAUGGGGUGAGAUAGCGCGGACGAGGUACGGCAGGACGCCGUGGACGCCGUACAGCGAGUUUACGAGCGCUGUGGCGAGGUAUUCUGCGAGUUUACUUGGCGGGGGGUUUGUUGCGGCCGAAGGCGGUGGUGGAGGUGAGGGGAUGGUGGGGGGUUAGUGCGCCGCUACAGCAUCAUUCAGGGUGUGGAGGAGGAGGUGGAGGAGGACAUUGUUGAUUAGCUUUCUUAUUCUUUAAGGCAUGGCGUGCCUUUGAAUGUGCUGAACCCAGACCUGCCA
Myxozyma melibiosi is the source of this 2400-nucleotide messenger RNA. RefSeq lists its product as uncharacterized. NCBI's taxonomy places the organism in Eukaryota, Fungi, Ascomycota, Lipomycetes, Lipomycetales, Lipomycetaceae. The record is from RefSeq and is a predicted model, not a curated record. The coding region runs from base 155 to 2281 and encodes 708 amino acids. The transcript is spliced from 3 exons.